AGAACUGAGUUAGAUUGGGGACAGAGAGGCACUCUGGGCCUUUCACUUUCCGCCCUCUUCCCGUCCCCUUCCCUCUACGACUCCUCUGCUCCGACUUCUCCCCUCCCACUUAGGGGUUGCUACUGCCUCGUGUGACAGGGGGAAUGAAAACAAGGGAAGCGGGGCGGAGAGGCGGGCUGCCAGGAUAGGGGCGGGACUUUCUGAGAACGAUAGCCAAUGGAGGAGGGGGGCGUGGCUUCAGGUGUGGACUAGCUGAAGGCUGGUUCCAGGCCUGGUAGCUAGCUGAACGGCCGUGGCUCAGAAUCUCUCGGCUAGCUGCAGGGAAAGGUAAAGCGAGGAGCCGACUGGAGGAGCACCCGAGAACAGAAGCGCUGCGCAGGAUACCUUGAGUCCUGGUUUAUCUCUGACUAUGUAUAUGAGGUUCCUUGAACUCCUCCCGAUCCUCCUCCCCACCUCCCAAGUGCUGGGAUUACAGAUUUCAGCUCAGUUACUUAUGGCUUCCCCUAAAAUUGCUUCUCUCUCUUGGGGACAAAUGAAAGUGCAAGGCUCUACCUUAACCUAUAAGGAUUGCAAAGUAUGGCCAGGAGGCAGUCGGGCUUGGGACUGGAGAGAAACAGGAACUGAGGUGCCUCCUUCGACUGUGGAGUACCUCGAGAAACAAGGCAUUGAUGUGCGGGUCCUCCAGACAGAGCAGGCAGUGAAGGAGUAUAAUGCCUUGGUUGCCCAGGGGGUAAGGGUGGGAGGUGUCUUCCAUUCCACCUGCUGAUGGAGCCUACAGAGGAGAAUAAAUCGCCGGACUGAAAUGCCUUGGCUGUCUUACCAUUCUCCACAUCAGCCUCCACUGUGUAUUUUGGACAUAUGUUCAUGUUCUUGGGAAAGAUUGAUGGGAGGCUAAGGCAAAGGUUUUAUUCUCCAGGUUGCUUAAAUCAGAAAAGAAAGAGACUUGCUGACAUUUAGUAUUGUGCUAUGUGUUAGGUUCAAAGUAUGAGGCACUUCAUACAAAAGUAAAGGUGGAAACUUGAAGGCCAAAUAGAAAGUCAAGAGCAUUAAAGAUCUCACCACAG
Mastomys coucha (southern multimammate mouse) is the source of this 1064-nucleotide messenger RNA. It is a transcript of the gene Aamdc, whose product is annotated as adipogenesis associated Mth938 domain containing. Gene Ontology annotation, cellular component: cytoplasm. NCBI's taxonomy places the organism in Eukaryota, Metazoa, Chordata, Mammalia, Rodentia, Muridae. Gene Ontology annotation, biological process: positive regulation of fat cell differentiation. The record is from RefSeq and is a predicted model, not a curated record. The transcript has 4 exons. Bases 410 to 766 code for a protein of 118 amino acids.